Molecule: messenger RNA, 732 nt
Organism: Geosmithia morbida
Lineage: Eukaryota; Fungi; Ascomycota; Sordariomycetes; Hypocreales; Bionectriaceae
Product: Thioesterase superfamily
Exons: 2
Coding region: 1-732 (243 amino acids)
Source: RefSeq, a predicted model, not a curated record
AUGGCUCCAAGAACGCCGGUGAGGACCGUCAUACCGACCGUCAUCGCCGACCCCCCCGACACCCCCGAGGACCUAUACAGCAGCAACCUGAACUUCUUCCUCCAGACGCCUUGGACCGCCUCCAUCAUCCGCUCCGACGACGCCGUCCCGCUCAUACUCCAAUGUCGCAACCCCAAGUCCCCGCUACACGACCAGCUCUUCGGCACCACGUUGCUCCCCGACCAGGCCAUCCCCCACAUGCUUUCCGUCAUGCACCUUGGAGGGCGGGAGCAGCGGAAGCAGCAGCUAGACGACCCGGGGAGGCCCAUCCGCUCCGUCUCGACGUUGUACCAUGUCGGCCACGGGCUGACGGGCGGACCGGGCGUCCUGCACGGCGGGAUGAUGACGGCCAUGGUGGACGAGGCCAUGGGCGCGCUGACCGAGGUCAAUUCCGCGCUGGGCAAGACGGCCGAGGCCUUCAACGGGUUCAGCGUCACGGGCGCGCUGGAGGUCAAGUUCCUCAGACCCAUCUUCACCGGGACCACCGUCGUCGUCAGGGCCAGACUGGGACGCGUCGAGAGGCGCAAGGCGAGGGUUACGUGCGAGAAGAAGAAGAAGAAGAAGAAGAACAAGAACAAGAAGAAGAACAGGGGGUAUGUAUGUUGGAGGCAAUGGCCGUGCGUGCGCGUCAUGAAGAGCAUCGCCAAUGAUGAAAUCACACAGAAGAAGAGGAAAAGAUAUGUCCGCAGAUAA